Oldenlandia corymbosa var. corymbosa is the source of this 1881-nucleotide messenger RNA. The record is from the annotation of a GenBank genome assembly. NCBI's taxonomy places the organism in Eukaryota, Viridiplantae, Streptophyta, Magnoliopsida, Gentianales, Rubiaceae.
AUGGCUGAGGAGGACAAGACGGUUGUGCUGGAUAUUAGCUCCGAUGAUGAUGCGGGUUGGGGCGGCGGCGGGGUGACUGCUUCCGGCGGUGACGGCGGAAUUGUUGGUUGUCGGGACGACGGCGAUUGGAUAUCGGAGCUCUUAGGUGAGGUUGAUAAAGGCAAAGAUGAUGAUGAUUCCGAUGAUGUGGUGGUGGUGGGUGAGGUUAUUGUCAAGCCUAAAUUGAGGGUUUCCAAGACUUUAGUCAAAUGUGGGAACAAGGUUCUUGAUGAUAAAGAAGACGAUGGUGAUGAUGAUGAUUGUGUCGUAUUAGAUGGGGACCCGGACAAGCCUCUCUCAAUUCAGAAAGACAAAGGGGGAGGAGAAGAAGAAGAAGAUUCCGAUGAUUUACUCGUUGUUAGCGAAAAGGGUCCGGUCGCAUGCAGAGAUUACCCUCAUGCCCGUCAUCUCUGUGUUAAAUUUCCGUUCAAUUCUACAGCACAUGAGAGCCAUUGUGACCAGUGCCAUUGCUAUGUUUGUGACUCACUCGCUCCAUGCCUACACUGGAGCUGUGGCAUAACUGCUAUUGAUCAUUGUCAUGCUAAUGAUAAAGAUGAUUUUUGGAAAAACCUGAGGAGAAGUGUGAAGAAAAGUAAUGGUACUUUACCUGUGGUUUCCAGGGCACCAGAAAUUUCUACCUCUGCUGGCCAGUCUCCACCAAGCCAGAUCUCUUUAUCACUGCGACCUGAACUUGUACAAAGAUAUACUACCCCAAAAAGCACAGUAUCCCCUAUAGCUCCACAAUUUGAAUAUUAUCCCAGAGACAAAUUUCAUCCCCAAGUGGUCUCCUAUCCGUUACAGUAUGCACGCAAGAAUCUUAAUCGUGGUGAUAGGAGACACAUUGGUGUCAAUGCAGGCUCUCAAGUCAUUUCACGGACACCUUUCAGAAGCAGCACAAUGACUUCAGGGGUGCCAACUGCAAAUCAGUACCGUAGUAAUUCAGUUAGAUAUACUUACACUAGACGUAAUCCUCACCCCGGGAUGCUUGGGCCAAGGUCGGUAGAUCCUCGUGCUGGAGUGACUCCUGUUCAUAAUGCUUACAAAGAUUCCUCUAGAGCUAAUGUUGGUGGUAUUGCUACUAAUUUAAUGCCCAAUAUAUCUGCUCAGACAAAUGUAGGAUCUGCAAAUUAUACCCCUAUUCAGCCUCAGAUUUUACCUCAAUCACAUGGGGGCAGCGGAAAUAAAAAUGCCGAUGGUCUUCUGCAUCAAGUGUCUCCUCAAAUGAAUGUCGGCAGCAACUUUAUUAGCCCAAUUGCACAGGCCACUGUGGGCAAUGGACCGAAUUGGGGGCAUACCUUUGAUAAUCCUUUUAUUUUUCAAUCUCAACAAACUCCCUCCCUGGAAAGAGCAAAAGUCUCUCAAACUUCUGGGCCUUUUCUCUCCCGGAGUACCACAUUCCCAAGCAACAUGGCCGACAUUUACAGCAGAUCUUUUCCAUCUCAGCCAAUUGCUGGGGAUGCUUUUGAGAAUUCAUUGGCUUAUCAAUCCCAAGUUUGCAGUUCGGCUACCUCUCCAUUAAAUGCUGGGGAACAUUUGUUGGUGCAAGGCAUUCAUAGUCAAAGUGCCAUGCAAUCAAGCUCUACAGAUGUACAUCAGGCGGAAGGUUGCAGUCAGGAUGUUUCUGGGGAGAUUUUAAUUUCACAAACUAAUAACGCUCAGAAUGUCAUGCAUGCAAACUCAGCAGAUGUAGACUAUGGCUUGGAUUUUCAGAGAAGUUCCAAGAAACAACCACCAGCUGUCAACCAGCUUCAGAAUGCAGUUCAGAGUGAUGAGCCAUAUGUGCCAUUAGAUGGGAAAGAAUCUGGUGGAGUAAAGAGGGUGCUAACCCAAACACCCAAGUGA